AUGGGUCCAACCGAGAGGCAUACAGAGUCCGCACUUACUUCGCAAGCCUUCGCAAACCAAUCCAGCUCUAAGUGGGGACAGGAGUCAAGGAAGAUUGGAAACACCGCAAAGAUGCCAUCCAAGGCAACACUGGCGUUGGAUCUGAGCACUCUGCACAAGCUGGAGAACGAGCACGUGCUCGACAUCCUCGAACCAAGCGGACUGCCAAGCCGACGCACGGUCCAGGUGAUCAACCGUACGAGCAAAGCGCUCAGCGAGUGGGCAGCACUUUCGGCGUACGACCAAGAGGUGUUUGCACAGCACAAGAAAGCCUUGGCUGAGAAGCAUAAGACGGCAACUGACAAGCAAAGGGCAAUCCUUGAUGAACAGAGGCGAGAGCUGGAGGAGAAGCGGCAGGAAAUUAUUCGAGAGCGCGGACGGGAAGCGCAGCGUAUCGCUCAGGAGUUACAGCAGCAUAAGGAGGUCGAGAAACAGAAAGAAGAGGAGAGGCUGCGUGACUCUACAAGGAAGGAGGCGCAGCGGCACCAGCUGCAGCAAACACAGUUGGAGAACGAGGCACAGCGCGCUGAGGCGCGCCGUCAGAAGCUGAUUGAGGGGGAGAAGGACAAGAAGCUCAUGGAGGAUUACAACGCACUUCUUGAAGCGCAGGACCGAGCGCGUCAGCAAAGGUUGAAAGAGCAACAAAAUAUGAUCAUGAAGCGCAUGCGCAUUGGGGAACUGACGCAGAAGCAGAACGACGAGAAGAUGAAGCAGCUGGACGACCAGAUUGCUGAGCACGAGCGACGCCGCGAGCAGAUGGAGCGCGAGAAGGAGGCGGCGAACCGGCGCAGGCGCCAGAAUGACAAUACGAGAAUCCUGGCGACUCUCCAGCAACAGAAAGAAGAGCUCCGGGAUCGCAUCGACAGGGAGGCCAACGAGAACCGGAGGUUCCAAGAGCAGGCUACCGCUGAAGCCGCACAGGUCUUGGCAGAGCAGGCGCUCAACAGGAUCAAGAAGAGGGAGAAGAGCCUGCAGUACAGGCUAGAGCUGGAGCGCCAGAUCAGGGAUACCGCCGAGCAGCACGCUAAGGACGGAAUCUUCAUGAGCCCAACCGAACGCACGCUCAACUCAAGGCUACUGCACGAUGCUCUUCCGAUCUAUGAGACCAAAUUGCACUCUCCAUAG
Klebsormidium nitens is the source of this 1164-nucleotide messenger RNA. NCBI's taxonomy places the organism in Eukaryota, Viridiplantae, Streptophyta, Klebsormidiophyceae, Klebsormidiales, Klebsormidiaceae. The record is from the annotation of a GenBank genome assembly.